CCAGGUCUUUAUCAGUUCUGCUGGAUAAAUAGCCAACCGCACUAGGUCCGGAGAGACAGCAAGGUGCUGUGCGGCGGAGCAUUUGGGUCUCAAAGAAGCAGUGGCCACCACCAUGGGUGCAGGCCCCGACCAGUCCUAUUUCUCCGGCAAUCACUGGUUCGUCUUCUCGGUGUACCUCCUCACCUUCCUGGUGGGGCUCCCCCUCAACCUGCUGGCCCUGGUAGUCUUCGGCAAGCUGCAGUGCUGCCCGGUGGCCGUGGACGUGCUCCUGCUCAACCUGACCGCCUCGGACCUGCUCCUGCUGCUGUUCCUGCCCUUCCGCAUGGUGGAGGCGGCCAGUGGCAUGCGCUGGCCCCUGCCCUUCAUCCUCUGCCCGCUCUCUGGAUUCAUCUUCUUCACCACCAUCUAUCUCACCGCCCUCUUCCUGGCCGCUGUGAGUGUUGAGCGCUUCCUGAGCGUGGCCUACCCACUAUGGUACAAGACCCGGCCGAGGCUGGGACAGGCGGGUCUGGUGAGUGUGGCCUGCUGGCUGUUGGCCUCUGCUCACUGCAGCGUGGUCUACAUCGUGGAAUUCUCGGGGGACACCUCCCACAGCCAGAGCAUCAAUGGGACCUGCUACCUGGAGUUCCGGAAGGACCAGCUAGCCUUCCUCCUGCCCGUACGGCUAGAGAUGGCCGUGGUCCUCUUUGUGGUCCCCCUGAUCAUCACCAGCUACUGCUACAGCCGCCUGGUGUGGAUCCUCGGCAGAGGGGGCAGCCACCGCCGGCAGAGGAGGGUGGCGGGGCUGGUGGCAGCCACACUGCUCAACUUCCUUGUCUCCUUUGGGCCCUACAACGUGUCCCACGUUGUGGGCUAUAUCUGCGGUGUAAGCCCGGCAUGGAGGACCUACGUGAUGCUUCUCAGCACCCUGAACUCCUGUGUCGACCCCUUUGUCUUCUACUUCUCCUCCUCCAGAUUCCAAGCCGACUUUCAUGAGCUGCUGAGGAGGCUGUGUGGGCUCUGGGGCCAGUGGCAGCAGGAGAGCAGCGUGGAGCUGAAUGAGCAGAAGGGAGGGGAGGGGCAGAGAGAGGACCGUCCAGCUGAAGGAAAGAGCAGUGAACACUCACUGGGCUCUGGAACUGGUGGCCAGGUGGCCUGUGCCAAAAGCUAGGUCCUCUGCGGCAGGAGGGUGUAGCUGGCAUGUCAUCCUCAGGGCACUUUCUCGCUCACGCCAGGGACUUGGAGUGGCGAGCUGGGGUCCGAUGGGGCUUGGGGGCAGAAUUGACAUCUGGCCUUCCUAAGGGUGUGCGCACUAAAGCCUAGCUCUCUAUCUCACCUCCAUCCCCAUCCACCCACACACCAUGGAUUGGGCUCUGGAAAGGGGUCAGGGUGAGAGGCUGCUCUGGAGAACAA
Messenger RNA from Cercocebus atys (sooty mangabey), 1392 nucleotides. RefSeq names its product free fatty acid receptor 3 (gene FFAR3). The transcript is spliced from 2 exons. Bases 113 to 1150 code for a protein of 345 amino acids. Gene Ontology annotation, cellular component: plasma membrane. The record is from RefSeq and is a predicted model, not a curated record. Gene Ontology annotation, biological process: cellular response to fatty acid; G protein-coupled receptor signaling pathway. Lineage: Eukaryota; Metazoa; Chordata; Mammalia; Primates; Cercopithecidae. Gene Ontology annotation, molecular function: G protein-coupled receptor activity.